GACGGAUGGGAGAUUAGCGGGUACGUAGUUCUGUCUUACUUUAAGUGCGGUUUAGCUUAAGUCAGAUUAUUAUCGUUACCGUUCCGAUAUCUGGUAGUUCAAGUGAAAAUGUCUACAAAGGCCAGGCGUCGUCUUAUGAACGACUUCAAGAAAAUCCAACUUGAUCCGCCACCUGGUGUAUACGCUGUUCCGCUCGAUGACAACAUAAUGAAAUGGCAUGCAAUUAUUUUGGGGCCGGAUGGUACGGCAUUUGCAGAUGGUAUAUUUCGGUUGACAAUGGAGUUUACUGAAAGCUACCCUAAUGUCCCACCCAUUGUGCGAUUUGUUUCCAAAAUGUUUCAUCCUAAUGUGUACAGUGAUGGUAGUAUAUGUUUGGAUAUAUUGCAAAAUAUGUGGUCUCCGUCAUAUAACAUUGGAGCAAUCUUAACCUCAUUACAGUCACUUUUAGGUGACCCAAAUCCCAAUUCUCCAGCAAACACGGCAGCAGCAGAAUUAUUUGAAGAAGACAAACGCCAGUAUGAAACACAAGUCCGAGCUAUUGUUGAGGAGUCGUGGCGAAAUGAUGAACUUAUUGAAUGAUUUCGUACCAUGUUUGAGCUGUUUCGACUAACCUAUUUGUAUAUAUUAUUAACUUAUAGAGUCCUAGUUCUUAUGAGAUGAAGUGUGAAUAACAUAUUAUCUCAAACCUAAUUUACACUUUUUAAUCUGACAAUCUAUGAAACCAUAUUUGGUUUUUUCAUAGCCUUCUAAUACUUACUACGUACGUACUAAUUGAAGUGUGGUAGCUGGGAUUAGU
Messenger RNA from Schistosoma turkestanicum, 796 nucleotides. The record is from the annotation of a GenBank genome assembly. NCBI's taxonomy places the organism in Eukaryota, Metazoa, Platyhelminthes, Trematoda, Strigeidida, Schistosomatidae.